Messenger RNA from Exophiala mesophila, 1413 nucleotides. RefSeq lists its product as uncharacterized. Lineage: Eukaryota; Fungi; Ascomycota; Eurotiomycetes; Chaetothyriales; Herpotrichiellaceae. The transcript has a single exon. Bases 1 to 1413 code for a protein of 470 amino acids. The record is from RefSeq and is a predicted model, not a curated record.
AUGUCCUCUCCUCCCGAUGACCAAGCCACGCCAGGGGCAUUGGUUCAUGAGCUACUCAUCGCCAUAGAUCCUCAUAACAAGAAUGUCUUCUCUCACUUGAUUCCAUCCAUCGUGUCUGACUUGUACCAUCGAAUCGAAGAAUUGAGCAGCAAGUCGGUGGUUGAGACCAAGAAAGCCGAGGCGAGGAAGAAGCUGAUGGCAAGAUUUUACAAUCACAAGAACAAUUAUGCAGAGAGAGAAUCUGGCAAGAGAUUGACGUCGACUGGUCAGACAGAGCUAGUUUCCAAGACUGACAACAGCAACCAUGCCGUGAGCCGAAAAAUACAGGAGCCGAAGCGAGAAAAAGAGAAAGAGAAACAGAAAGACACAGAAAGAGAUGUUGAUGUUGACAUUGACCAAGUUUGCAGUAACCUUGAUCGGAAGCAUGGACAUGGAAAUGAAUACGAACAUGAACAUGGCCAUCCUCAUUCCCAUCCUCGAAAACGGAGGCCCGGAGUGUUCCAUUACAUUGACUACGACUACGACUACGACUAUGAUCCGGAGCCAGGCGAAGAAGGAAAGGGAAAUAUCCCCAAGAAACAACGCAGACAAGAUCAGAACGGCAAUGUCAAGGAGUCCACAAAUUCGUUCUAUCCUGUUGGAGGAUUGGUCCAUCGAUUCAAAAGCAAGAUGCAAGAAAAACCUGUCCCACUGCAGAAUCACCACCAUCUUCAGUCAAUGCCAGUGUCGACGACAGAGACGGCAACGGCACAGACAAAAAAGUCAACAAGCUCGUCUAGCAAUUCUCAACACAACCAAUCGAACAAGCACGAUCAUCAUGGCCAUCAAAACGCAACUCCAUCAACCCUACAAACCCCACCAAACGGGCUGACCAAACCCCGACCAUAUCUCUACCCAUAUCCCUACCUCAAAUCCAACGUCUGGAAGAAACCAAAAGACGAAACCGAUCCAACAAUCUCUACAGCCUCUACAAUCGCUGCUCCAUCCUCCGCGAUCCUACCACCACAAUUCUACAAAAAUCGUGUCUCAGCCGCAUCUAAGAUAAGCAUUGGUAAACAGACAAAAUACUCACCUACCGAAGACAAGGACAAGGAAAAUAACAAUACAAAUGCAAGUGUUGUCCCUGUCAUUGCUGCACCUAGUUCUACAGCAACUGUUACAAUAAUGACUCCUUCACCCGCGCCUCAUGCGACCACAACAACAACAACGAUUGAAGAGAAGAUGGCAAAGACUGAGGAACUCGUUGAAGUCAGUCAUCGCAGUUCAGGACGAUAUUUCAAUUCCCUUCCAGAUGAAUUGGUUUUGGAAGCAAAACAAUGGUGUGAGGAAUGGGUGGGGAAGAAGGAUGAUUGUGGCAGCAAGGAUAGUGCCAGUGGUGCCGGUGGUGAAGAUGCAGAUUGGGAAUUCGCGUAA